Molecule: messenger RNA, 11097 nt
Organism: Canis lupus familiaris (dog)
Lineage: Eukaryota; Metazoa; Chordata; Mammalia; Carnivora; Canidae
Gene: SH3PXD2A
Product: SH3 and PX domains 2A
Exons: 15
Coding region: 122-3517 (1131 amino acids)
Biological process (GO): superoxide anion generation
Molecular function (GO): phosphatidylinositol binding; protein binding; superoxide-generating NADPH oxidase activator activity
Source: RefSeq, a predicted model, not a curated record
CGCGCCCCGGGGCCGUGCCCGAGGGCGCCGGGGCCCGGGCAGCGGGAGCAGGAGCCGCAGCCCGACCGGGAUGAGAAGGUGACGCCGCCGGAGGGCGCCACUCGCUUUGUUGGGGGGGAAGAUGCUGGCCUACUGCGUGCAAGAUGCCACGGUGGUGGACGUGGAGAAGCGGAGGAACCCCUCCAAGCACUACGUAUACAUCAUCAACGUGACCUGGUCCGACUCCACAUCCCAGACCAUCUACCGGAGGUACAGCAAGUUCUUUGACCUGCAGAUGCAGCUUUUGGAUAAGUUUCCCAUUGAAGGUGGCCAGAAGGAUCCCAAGCAGAGAAUCAUCCCCUUCCUUCCAGGCAAGAUCCUCUUCCGGAGAAGCCACAUCCGGGAUGUAGCUGUGAAGAGGCUGAAGCCCAUCGACGAGUACUGCCGGGCACUUGUCCGGCUGCCUCCCCACAUUUCGCAGUGCGAUGAAGUCUUUCGGUUCUUUGAGGCCCGACCAGAGGAUGUCAACCCUCCGAAAGAAGACUAUGGCGGUUCCAAGAGGAAGUCAGUGUGGCUCUCCAGCUGGGCUGAGUCUCCCAAGAAGGACGCGACAGGUGCCGACACCAACGCCGAGCCCAUGAUCCUGGAACAGUACGUGGUGGUGUCCAACUAUAAGAAGCAGGAGAACUCGGAGCUGAGCCUCCAGGCCGGGGAGGUGGUGGAUGUCAUCGAGAAGAACGAGAGUGGCUGGUGGUUCGUGAGCACCUCGGAGGAGCAGGGCUGGGUCCCUGCCACCUACCUGGAGGCCCAGAAUGGUACUCGGGAUGACUCCGAUAUCAACACCUCUAAGACUGGGGAAGUGUCCAAGAGACGCAAGGCCCAUCUGCGGCGUCUGGAUCGCCGGUGGACCCUGGGCGGGAUGGUCAACAGGCAGCACAGCCGAGAGGAGAAGUACAUCACUGUGCAGCCGUACACCAGCCAAAGCAAGGAUGAGAUUGGCUUUGAGAAGGGCGUCACUGUGGAGGUGAUCCGGAAAAAUUUGGAGGGCUGGUGGUACAUCAGGUACCUGGGCAAAGAGGGCUGGGCACCAGCCUCCUACCUGAAGAAAGCCAAGGAUGAGCUGCCGGCGCGCAAGAAGAAUCUCGCAGGCCCUGUGGAGAUCAUCGGGAACAUCAUGGAGAUCAGCAACCUGCUGAACAAGAAGACAUCAGGGGAUAAGGAGACUCCACCAGCAGAGGGCGAGGGCCCUGAGGCCCCCAUCACCAAGAAGGAGAUUAGCCUGCCCAUCCUCUGCAAUGCCUCCAAUGGCAGCGCCCUGGGCGUCCCUGAGAGGAGCAUCUCCAAGCUGGCCCAGGGCUCGCCAGCUGUGGCUAGGAUUGCCCCACAGAGGGCCCAGAUCAGCUCCCCAAACCUAAGGACAAGGCCUCCACCUCGCAGAGAAUCCAGCCUGGGGUUCCAGCUGCCGAAGCCGCCAGAGCCCCCUUCUGUCGAGGUGGAGUAUUACACCAUUGCCGAAUUCCAGUCGUGCAUCUCUGACGGGAUCAGCUUUCGGGGUGGACAGAAGGCGGAGGUCAUCGAUAAGAAUUCGGGCGGUUGGUGGUAUGUGCAGAUCGGUGAGAAGGAGGGCUGGGCCCCUGCAUCAUACAUCGAUAAGCGCAAGAAGCCCAACCUGAGCCGCCGUACGAGCACACUGACUCGGCCCAAGGUACCCCCCCCAGCACCUCCUAGCAAGCCCAAGGAGGCCGAGGAGGGGCCAGUGGGCUCCACGGAGAGCCAGGACUCCCCCCUGAAGCUCAAGUACGAGGAGCCUGAGUAUGACAUCCCUGCCUUUGGCUUCGACUCAGAGCCGGAGCUGAGUGAGGAGCCCACGGAAGACAGUGGCUCGGGAGACCGGCGGCCUGCCCAGAGCCACAAGCCCUCACCUGCCUCCUCGCUGCAGCGGGCCCGCUUUCGGGUGGGCGGCUCCUCGGAGGAUGUGGCCCUGGAGGAGGAGACCAUCUAUGAGAACGAGGGCUUCCGGCCAUGUGCAGAGGACACCCUGUCAGCCAGACGCUCCUCCCGGGACAGUGACUCCCCCGGAGGCUCCCCUCUCUCCCUUGCCCGGAAAAACUCCCCCAAAUCAGGCUCCCCCAAAUCGUCAUCACUCCUGAAGCUCAAGGCGGAGAAGAACGCCCAGGCAGAACUGGGGAAGAACCACUCCUCGGCCUCCUUUUCCUCGUCCAUCACCAUCAAUACCACCUGUUCCUCCUCCUCCUCCUCUUCCUCCUUAUCCAAGAACAGUGGCGACCUGAAGCCCCGUUCUGCCUCGGACGCAGGCAUCCGUGGCACCCCCACGGUCGGACCAAAAAGGGAUGCCGACCUGAAGGCUGGGCCAACCUCAUGUGCCCGGGCCAAGCCAUCAGUCCGGCCCAAGCCGUUCCUGAGCCGAGCAGAGUCCCAGAGCCAAGAGAGGAUGGACAUCAGCACUUUACGGCGCCAGUUGAGACCCACAGGCCAGCUCCGGGGCGGCCUCAAGGGCUCGAAGAGUGAGGAUUCAGAGCUGCCCCCGCAGACAGGCUUCGAAGGCCCCGGCGAGGGCUCCCGAAGAGGCUCUGCGGACCUCAUUACACCCCCAGCCGCCACACCCCCAUGUCCCGCCAAGAAGGGACGAGAAGGGCAGGCCACCUCCUACACGACGUGCAGCGCCUACCAGAAGGUCCAGGACUCAGAGAUCAGCUUCCCCGCGGGCGUGGAGGUGCAGGUACUCGAGAAGCUGGGAAGCGGCUGGUGGUACGUGAGAUUUGGGGAGCUGGAGGGCUGGGCCCCCUCCCACUAUUUGGUGCUUGGUGAGGAUGAGCAGCCCGACUCCUCUGGCAAAGAGCCAGACCCUGGAAGCGCCAAAAGCAAGCAGAAUGAGGGCAAGUCAGACAGCCUGGAAAAGAUCGAGAAGCGGGUCCAAGCGCUGAACACAGUCAACCAGAACAAGAGGGCCACGCCGCCCAUCCCCUCCAAGCCCCCAGGGGGCUUCAGCAAGACCUCGGCAGCCGGGGCAGUGAAGAUGAGGAACGGAGUGCGGCAGGUGGCAGUCAGGCCCCAGUCGGUGUUCGUAUCCCCACCACCCAAGGACAACAACCUGUCCUGCGCCCUGCGGAGGAACGAGUCACUGACAGCCACCGAUGGCCUCCGAGGCGUCCGCCGGAACUCCUCCUUCAGCACUGCGCGCUCCGCUGCUGCGGAGGCCAAGAGCCGCCUGGCCGAACGGGCUGCCAGCCAGGGCUCGGACCCACCUCUGCUGCCCGCCCAGCGCAACGGCAUCCCCGUGUCCCCUGUGCGCCCCAAGCCCAUCGAGAAGUCCCAGUUCAUCCACAACAACCUCAAAGACGUGUAUGUCUCCAUUGCGGACUAUGAGGGGGAUGAGGAGACAGCAGGCUUCCAGGAGGGGGUGUCCAUGGAGGUCCUGGAGAGGAACCCCAACGGCUGGUGGUACUGCCAAAUCCUGGAUGGGGCGAAGCCCUUCAAAGGCUGGGUGCCCUCCAACUACCUGGAGAAAAAGAACUAACGGUGGGGGGGCGCAUGGGUCCUCCCGGCCUUGGUGUGGAUGAGCGGUGAGGUGAAGACCAAGGGGAAAGGGAAACUGGGAGGGGGUGGGGGGCCAGCGGUAAGCCCUGCAGAAUGCGUGACCUCAGAGAUGCUCCCCUCUGGGCUGCCUCCCAGCUGGCAGGUAAGGUCUGGCGGCGGCCCACACUGAGCAGGGAAGCGAACGGGCAGGGGAGCACCAGGUCUGAAGCGAGGCAGAAGCGAGGAAGCUAAGCCCCACGCGGGCACCUCGGUGACUUGGCUGAUGGACCUGGCACCGUUUGGGACAGGCCCCGCAGGAACUCCCAACUGUGCCUUGGCUGCAAAUCUGGAAAAGAUGUGAUGGCGGGGGCCUCCCGUGCCCUGCCCCUACCCAGCCUGCUUUCUGUUGCUAGCACCUUGCCACCGGAGGUAGCGCUUGUAUCACCCUAAACCUGUAUUUGUGAAUUGUGCUGGUUUCCUCCGGGACCGUCACCACCCACCCACCUCGGUGGCUCUGGGGCUGGGAAGGCGUCUCCUGGGAGCUCAGCCUGCCCCGGGGCCAGGCCACAGUCAGUGUCUGUUGGGUGAAGGAAAAGCAGUUCUGCAGGUGCCAGAGAGGAUCACCCUGCUUACCCGACACCGUCCCUGGCCUUGAGGAGAGAGUCUGCCCGGCCUGGGGCAUCCUGUCCGUGUUGGACCAGCAGCCCCAGAGUUUACAGAGAGGGUGGGCAAAGCCGUCAGUCUCUUCACCAUCUGCACAGACUUUAUUUGGGGCGUUAUUGGGUGGGCAAUUCUUUUGCAUGUUUUGGGAGAGUUUUAUUGAUUUGGGGCUUCUGUGUCAGCCCUUGGGUUUUGGUCUUAUUUUAGGGGUUGUUUGGGGGCCGGAGGGCGGUCAGCCUCAUGGGGGACAGGAUAAUGAGCAGAUGGGGCUUUUCUGUUGUGCUCUCACGGGGAGGUUGGUGGUUUCGUUUGCGUUUCCCUUUCUCUCCCUCCACGAGCCGAAGUCCUUUCCUUUGGUUUCCACUGUUGCGGACAAUACCCGGGCUGAAGGCCCGGGUCCCAGACUUGGCAGAGCAGAGAUGCCUCAGCGGGGGGCAGAACCGUCCCCAGGAGGGAGGAGGGGCUCAUCCAGAAGAGGCAGCACUCAAGCUGCUGGGUGACCGCCGUUCUGCAUAUGUUCUCCCGCCCGGGCAGGAACUGGAGAAGUACCCAGCACCCCCACCGAGGGCCAAGGGGACCCCAGAUGGGCCAGUCACCACAAGCCACCCCCUGCCUACACCUGAUGCCACAGGUACCCGGAAAGAUGGAGGACCCCAGGCUGGGAGCCGCUCUGGCCUUCCCAGAGUACAGUGCCCCCGUGAAGAGAGGAGAGAAUAAAGUCCCUGUCAACUUUGGUUGUGUCUUUCAAUUGUUGACGUUUCAGAGGGGACCCUCUGGAAGCCUUGGCUUCCCCAAGGACUCCCCCUGUGCUGGGAGUGGAAUUCCACACGUGCCUUGACUGUGGACAGAUCGGGCUUCACAGCCACCAGCUCAGCUGCCAGAGGCCUGGACUAAGGGUUGGUGUUUUCUACAAAGGAGGAAAGGCCUUCCCUGUACCCCUGCCCCCCACCCAGGCAGUGUAUGUUGCCUGAAGAUCGGCUCGAGACCCUGUGUUCCGUGCCUGAUGCCCCACCCGCCCCCACAUCCCCAAGGCCUCGCCUGGGCAUCUCCCCGGCCCUCCUCCCUCCUGUACACUGAUGCCUGGCAGCUACAGCAGACUGCUCCUGUUCUUUGUUGAAGGGCCGUGGUGAGAUUUUGUUUCCUUUUGUUUUGUUUGUGAGUUUAAAAUUGAAAUUAGUUAAUUUUCUUCUGCUGGACAGUAUUAAAUAGAGCAGGAUAUUGAGUUAAUCUGCUAGGUUGCAGUACUAAUGGUAGUGGUUUAGUGUCUUCAUAUUAAUAUUAUUUGGACUUAUUUGAACAAUAAUGAUAAAGAAGUGGUUCAUUAUUUUUUAAUUAAUGCACUUUAAUAAGGUGGAAUGGAAAGAAACCCAGAGAGCAAAGUGCAUUACUUAAAGAUGCAGUAUAUACUUUUCUCAUUUUUAAGCAGCACAUAUUUAUUAAAAGAAAAAGAAGUAAUUUAUGAUUAUUUAAAAUAAAAUUUAAAAGUAGAGUGACUAUUGGGUGAAAGGACCUUCCAUGUAGCUGUCUUCCAGGGGGAGGGCCCCAGCGGCCUCGUUCCUCCAAUGUCUGCACUGAGCCAGUUCAAUCAGUAACGUGCCAGCCAGGCCAGGAGGGAGUGCAGGACACAUCUGCCAAGCACAGAGCAUCUCAGUUGGGACUGGACCACGGUGUUCCCCAGAGCCUGCCUUUCCCUGCCCUUCCUCACUGUCUGCACUGCCCCCCGGGGCUCUCCAGCACCCAUGCUCCCCCAGGACCCUCUCUCCUUAAUCCCCAGUGCUCUAAGUGAUAGUCAUUCCAUAUGACCUCGAAAGUCACUCCAUCCCAUUCCCUCUUUCACUGCAGCCCAAGGACAGGAAAUUACUUUCCAGAACCACGUAGCUAGUUCAUGGCUCCAAUCCUUGCACCCCACUGCACCAAUCCUUGCGCUCCUUCCCAUCCCCAUUGUAGUUUAUCAAAUGGUCAUCAUGUUUACAUUGUGACAUCCAGCCCCCUGAGGACGGCUGGGAGUUGCUCAGGCCUCUAAGGAAAAGUGGGGAAUGCUGCCACCUGGUGACAGCAUGUAGAUUUGGGCAGUGACUAGGGAUUGCCAUACCCCACCUUCGCACCUCACCCCCUCAUCACGCCCUGACUCCCAACACAACACAAACCCUGCAAACCCAAAGAUAAUAUGAAUACUUGAAGCAAGAAGGGUGCAUGCCAGUCCCUCUCAGACAUGCCAGGGGAUGCCAGGCCUGGUGCCCCUGGACUCCUAGCCCCACCCUGGGCAAGAGGGCCUUUCCCUAGAGCUACUGAGCUGCUUUGUGAUGUUGGAGGGUAGUACCGCCAGCAGCAGGUGGAGGAGGGAGGGCCCUGUGGCUCUGACCCAUCUGGAGGAAAACCACCAGAUCGGACAAAAAAAAAAAAAAGGAAAAAGAAAAAUGAAAUCUCAGCAGUGUCCAAACCCAGUUUCCCAUUAGUUGCGAUUGAAAAUGUGAAAUGGCAUUGUAUUGCUGUAUACUGCAACUUUAACCAUAAUGAGCCCUUCUGAGGUCAUUAUUGAGCUUUAUAUAAUGCCCGAAGAUGCAUCAUUUGGUGCUUUUUCUUUCAGCUUAAAGACUUUUUUUCUUUCAUUACAAGGGGAAAAAAAAGUCUUCAUCUCUCUCCCACUUUCAAACAGUGGGCCUGGCUGGGGUCCCUGGGCCUGCCACGCUGUUCCCACUGGGCCAAGGGACCUCGGGGGAAGCGAGAGAGAGCCAGGAGGGGUGGCCGUGGCGGGGCCCUGUCUUGCCAUCCAGCCUCUGCCCUCCACCCCUCGCCUGCCCUCAGAGGCUUCUCCUUCUUCCUCUCGAUUCUCCAUCUUGACGAAGGCAUUAUAUAGAACCGUUUUAAUCACUUUCAGAUGUUAGAGCAGCAUAUCUUACUGGUAUUUGUAUCCAUCGCUUUCCUCAGCAAGGCAUGUUACUACUUUUAUCGUCUAAGGAAAAGAGACAAGGGAAUUUCGGUUGAGCAUUAUUUUCAUAUUACUAGUAUUUGCAGAGUAGGCGUAGAACUAUUUAAGUUUAGACAUUGUUUUGGUAGUUUAUUUUAGGGGAAAAAAAAAGUAGCCCCUAUUUUUCCUGGUUUUUUUUUUUUUUUUUUGUAUUUAACUAAUAUAUUAUUUCUUUAAGGUUACUCACUUCCCCUUCCUCUCCCAAUACUUUGCAUUCUCAAUCGAAAAUGAAAACAAUCUGAGAGACAGGAAAGUGCAAUAUUAUCGAGGGCUGCAAGGGCCUGUUGGGACAGUGGCGGGAGGCCUGGUGGCCCCGUGUGUCAGUGGGAGGAGGCGGGGCUGCUGGAAGGGAGCCAUAGCUUUGGAGCAGACAGGUGACCUUCUGGAUAUUGAUCUUUUGCCCCCCCGCCCCCCAGCAAGGUGGCAGGGCUCCCUCCCAGAGGGCAGCCCCUUCUUCUGUUGGGUGUCCUCCGCCCAGGAGGGAUUCAGGGAUGAGGCAUGGGGCUCUUGACCUCCCGGGGCCCCAGCCCUCGGAGCAGAGCAAGGACAUCCAGGAACGGUUCCUUGUUUUCAUUUCCAUUGUUUUUCAGCCAGCUGCCCAGAAAGGCCGGUCUCAAAAAGUCACUCCCAGCAGCCUUCUCUCACCCCAGUCUCCUGAUGUUUGGGCCAUGAUCCUUUUGAUGUGUGUUUGAAUCUUUCUAAAACUAUGUAACCUCAGUUCAGUUUAUGGGCAGGAACCCUUAAUGUAACCAAAUCCUUUUUCAGGGAUAUGUGGGUGCCUUGAGCCCUACAUACCCCAGUGAGACACCAGUUCCCACAAGCCUGCAGCUAGGCCUGGUGCUAAGCUUGGGCCACCCAUUCAUCUCAAGGACUUCAGCCUGAGGAGUGAGCCCUGCCUCUUGCUUAAUUAACACCUGACAGUUCCCAGAGGGCCUGAGAGAAGCAUCUAAGGGGCCUACUCAGGUCUCUGUAGACAGCUUCCCACAGUGGGUAACUGAGCUGGCCUCUUCCUCACCUGGCGCUGGUCGAGAAAGCAGCAGGAUGGGAAGUCUCUGGGUCCAAGCCCUUGGAGCUCUGCCCUUCGGGGCUCCAGGGACGUCCUCGCAGGCUUGUCCUCUCCAUCUCCAGUACUGUAUGCUUGCUGCUCCAACCCCUCCGUUUGCUGAAUUUCUGUACAAAUAUGGAUCUGUGUGCCCCAAGUGGGACUGUGCCCCCGUGUGUGGGUGUCUCUCCUUGGAGUGUAUACAUCUAUGUGUCCAAUCUUUGAGAAUCUCGAUACAGAGCUCUCUGGAAAGAGAAUCAUCCACAUUGCUGAAGAAUUAAGAUUCCCUCAUUUUUUUUGAGGGCUGUGUGUUGAGAGAGUGAGUGAGUGUGUGUGUGUUGGUAAUUUCCCACUUGAACUAAAUAGCACGGGGUUAGAGAAUAAACACCGGGCAAGCUGUCUCCAUUUUACAAGUCCUUGGCAUUGGGCAGGUCCCAUGAGACUCGCAGCUUCUGGCAGCAAGUGUGUGUUACUCACACGUAAUUCUGGCUGGAGAGUGCAAUGUGUCUUUUUUUUUUUUUUUUUUUUGUAAUUAUUUUAUUAUUUUGUUGGAAACUUCACACUGGCAUUAACAGAUCUAGCAGAAGCAGCCUAGGCCAUCAUCCCGGGCUCCAAAAUGAAGAUGCGGUUGGACUGGGUCACCACCUACAGAUGUGCUGUCCGGCAGGCCGACCCCGCCCGCUGCCAUGCAUGUUAUCACUGCGGGAGUCCCCAGGUAGUAAGAGCCACUAGCCCUCAGUUCUUGUGUUUCUGAGGGUGGUCAUGCUGCUUGGGGUGGGGAAGCCUGCUGCUCAUAGGUCGGUAGACCCGCAUGUGCACGCACACCAGACUGCAGGCCCCAACUGGGCAUGUCACAGGAACAGUGGGGAGCGUAGGGGGGCCUUGACCUAACUGAGGUCUUUGCCUAAAUCGUGAUCCCUAUUUGAGGUGGCCUCAGUGGUUCUCAAGUUCUGUGACCAGAGACAGUGACAGGAUGAGGUUGCAGCCUUGUUUCAGGAAAAACAGCCUCCCUCUUACUUUGUCCUGUGCGCCUAGAUCCGCAGCCAGAAGUUGGGCUCACUGGUGCUCCCAGACCGAGUAGAGGGCUCUACUUUCUAAGGCUGUGAUCCCAACCUCCUAUUAGGUUAGGGUUACCAUGCAAUCUCCUUUCCCCAAUCCAAACUUUUGAAUCUUGGGUUUGCACUUGACCUUGACAAUCAGCCCCCUUCCCCAUCCCAGUCCUAGAACUUAGUGGCCUUAGAGAAUGGAUUUUGGAGAUGAAGGUUCCUCCUUUAGUUCCCAGUACCACCCUGGCUAAGGGCUGGGCCUCAGGAGGUGAAAGGAGGGAGAGAGCGCAUGUGAGAGAAUUGUUUUAAAGCAGAAGGGCGGCUCGAGCAUGUUGGAGGCAAGCGAGAGGCACGUUGGCGUGAUGCGUGUGUGCAUGUUUGGAGCAGCUGGGCGUACUGUCCCUUCCCUGGGAAGGCGGCUUCCAGAAGAGGAUGUCUUCUAGGCAGAAAGGGAAAAGUGUGAGAAGGCUGAGAGGAUUUGGAGGCUGGAGUUUAGUCUUUAUUCAAAAGAAGGAAGAAGUCAAUACUGAGUGUUUCGGGAGAAAGAGAACAGGUACAGAAGGAAUUUACUGUUUCAACACCCAAGGGUCCAGCCAGAACAGGUUGGAAAAGCCCUAAGAUUUGGCCACAGAAGAGGCUGACCCGAGGAAACAGCUACCUGCUGGGCCACAACCUGGGUCCUUAGGAUAUUGCUAAGGAACAGUCCUUGAUUUGCUCAGUGGGGACAGGAAAGUUGCUAGCAACAAAGCCAUCUUUGAGUUUGGAGGCUCUCACUCCAGAACAUUCUUCCAUCCCCUAGGUUCCCAGCAGGUUUUGCCCACAUCCCUUUGUCCAACCCAGAGCUAGCCUCUCAAAUUGCUCGAAUCGAUUAGAGACCAGUGAGCAUAAUGGAUUGUAUAGUAAUGACCCCCGCCCCCAAACUGGAAGCUCAGGGUCCAGAUCCCACCAAGCAUGUCUGGGAGGAAGGCAGCCUCAUCUUUUCUUCUGUUGACACCAGUAUUCGUGAGAAUCUCCACUGAUAGCCGUGGCUGCUCGGCCUGCUGAGUCACACCUCAGGUGUGACUCAGAAGACAAGGUGCCGUGCGCACUCCUCCACAGACAUGCCCUUCAUUUUCGGUGGCCUGGCACCAAGGUACCUUUCCAUAAGCACCUACUUCAGAGAAAGAAGGGUCAACAGAGCCACCUUUCUCAGAUCUGCAACUUGUUCUCUACAACAGGUUUUGGGGGUUUUGUUUUGUUUUGGUUUGGUUUUUUUUACCGGGACAUAGGAUGGAAAGAGGGUUUCACUGACAAUUCCUGAGAGGCCUGCAGGGAGGUGACUUAUGAAUGAAGAUGUGAGUGGCAGGUCCCUAAAGUGUGGUUUGUGGACUGCAUGGUUGCAUGUGAACUGCUGGAUGUCUCUGAGGCUCCAGAACUUUGGGGGGCUCUUCAUGGUGUCCACUUAAUCCCUCCCAGCUCCUAGCAGGCUCCGUGGGGUCAGCAGGGGGUUGCGUUCUCUUCUGCCCUUAGCAGAGAAACUGAAGGAAAGGACAUUGAACUCAGCGCAGUCAAUUUGAGUGCUAAAAAAUUUCCAGGAUCCAUGGUGGUGCUAAACUAUCUCCAUGUUUCUAAUAUUUUUAAUAGUUUUUUUUUUUUUUCCUCAUCACAAAAAUGCAGUGUCCUUGGGGAAGGGACCCAACCCCUUGGCCUGCCACUUUCCAGGUGUCCUAUAUCAUGCUGACGGGACUCUUUGGUCUGCAGAAAAUACUCUGUCUUGGCAUGCUUCUAGACUGUAAGAUUUGGGUUUUUUUGUUUUGUAUUUUGUUUAUGUUUACAUCUUGUAUUUCCCAGAAAACUAAAUAAAGUUUUUGGCCUUUUUAACUGAA